AUGGCACCUCGAGGAUUCAUCAAUCCAACUCCUAAAACCGAGUCUGCGCGUUCCGCCUUGAGCUCUUUCACCUGCACCCUCUGCAAUAAGUCUUACUCCCGCCAUCCAGAAUACGAGGCGCAUAUCUCUUCAUAUGACCAUCAGCAUCGCAAACGUCUCCAAGAUCUAAAACAGUUGUCGCGAGACCCCAAUGCCGCCGAGAAAGCAAGGCGAGCGGAAAAAAGGGCCGAUGCAGAGGCUGGGCUAAGAGUAAUCGACACUAAUAAAAAUGGGGCAUCUCUAGGGACAGGAACUGCGGGUGGAGGAGGAGGAGUUGGUGGUGUAAGUGGCGGCGGCAUUGGCGCCAGCGGUGCCGGAGGCUUCAAGAAAGGUGGAUUCAAGAGCUCCUUUACUGCCGUCAAAGGCCCUGUAGCACCUACAGCACCGACAAGGAAGAAUGUGCUCGGGGAUGACGAUGACGAUGAAAGCCUAGGUCUCGCUGAUGCAGGCGAACGAGCUGGUGUUCCAUCACCGGGUCCCACCGGCGCCAUCCAUCAUGAGCCCGCAGAAAGCGACACUGACGAAGAGAAUAUGCAUGGCACGCUGCGCGGUGACUACUACAACCCUCGCAGACCCACCGACUGCUGGUCCGAGUGUGUUGGUGCUAGGACUGUCGAGGCUACCUCUUCUUAG
This is a messenger RNA of Aspergillus melleus, 672 nucleotides long. Its product is annotated as putative C2H2 finger domain protein. NCBI's taxonomy places the organism in Eukaryota, Fungi, Ascomycota, Eurotiomycetes, Eurotiales, Aspergillaceae. The record is from RefSeq and is a predicted model, not a curated record. The transcript is spliced from 3 exons. The coding region runs from base 1 to 672 and encodes 223 amino acids.